AAAACACUAGCAAAUAUUCCCGGGAUUGUUAUUUAUUUGUAGAAAUACGUAAAGUAAAAUUAUUUAGUGUUACAUUCCAUUUUUUUUUCAAUCAUUUUGUCUGCCAAUUUGUGUAUUAUAAUUGUUGUCUUUGCGUCUGUGCAAUUUUGUCAGACACCACCGUGGUAUAUUUAUUAUAUUAUUCAAUAAAAUAUUCCCCUAUAAUCAUGUAUGUAAGUAAUUAAAGUUGAUUAUUCUUGUAGGUCAAUUAAUGACAAUUGCAAAUUAUGAAGAAAGUGUGACUAAAAGUGGUUUAUUUGACUAUUAUUGCAAUAAUAUUAGGAUGUAGUUCUCAAAAAUGCAAGAAAUUUGGUGUUUUUAGGUACUAAAUUUGUUGAUGAGACGGCGAGUGUAAUUUCUUCUGUAUAAAUUUGAUAAAUUGAAAUUGUGUAAUUCGAUUUUGAUGAAAAUUAAUAAUGCUUUCGCGUGAGAAGAGGCAAAGCUCUUGCAUAAAAGGCAAAUUUGUCAAUAAGAAAAAUUGUUAACUAUCAUUACUCAUGGCAAUGAGACAAAGGCGAGAAAGUGUAGUACAAUUAACAAAGAGAAGAAAAUUAUCUAAAGGAAAAUCCGCCCUCUUCUCUGCAUUACAUUUAUCCUCACACUCAAAAUUGCAAUUAUAAGAUACACAAUGUAAAAGUGUUGGAAAUUUGAAUCUUCUUCCCUGGAAAUUAAAAUUGUUCUAAGGUGAUAUUGAAAGAAGAGUGAAAUAAAGAAAUCAGUUGCAAAGUUUGAGCUUUUUGGAUCACCCUGUCUAGUAAGAGCACAAGAUGAGUAUCGAUUUUUGGCCACUGUCACAACAAACUCCGAUUCUUUCUGUGUAAAAUUGCCUUUCUGCUCUUCAAAUAGUCAGUGAUUGACAGUGAAAAGAUAAUGAGAAUAUCUGUGAUUCAUUUUAUGUGGUUUUGAAAAUUGAAGAAGUUAAAAAUGAAAGGAAAAAUCACAUCGAAGAGCAACGACGAAAGUCUCAAAACUUGUCGUGAACGAUCUACUCCUGAACAGCUAAAGUAUCUCUUUCAAUUCAUGACCACCAACGUGAAUUUGAUUGAAGGGCGAAAAAAUCAGUCAAAUUCCAGGACAUUCUGGAAGAAACUCUCGCAAGAACUCAACAAUCUGGGACCUCCAAAGCGUUCUAUUGCCGAAUGGAAGAAGAUUUGGGCAUCCAACAAGUUCAAGCUGAAGAAGAAGCUCUCAGUGGAGCACACAUCAAAUCGAAUGAGAAGCUUCGGAUGUUCCAUAAAUUCUCUAGAUACUCAAAUCAAAGGAGCUUUCGUGCAAAAAUCUUCACAUGACAAAACUCAAUCAGGACAUGUUAUCAAUGGAAAAGUAAGACACUUUUGCAGAAUUUGCCUACAAUAUAGCACUGUGAUGAAGACUCUUGAGAGCAGCCUUAUGAAUAUGUACGCUGUGUUGAUUGGCAAGCCUCUUGAAUCCCAUGGAAUCACUCUCAUCUGCGAGCAGUGCUCUGCGGAACUCGCGCGAGCCUACAAAUUCCGACUCCUCUGUCUGGAGACGGAAGAGAAAAUCCUCAAUCUGAAAUCAACAGAUGCGCCAAAGCCGCAAUUGACUGACUCAGCAGCUCAUCAACUAUGCAGUCUCUGCGGAAAGAUGCUGAAGGCGGAGAGUAUGAAAGCCCAUGUGAAGCGUCACGAGGCAGAUCAAGAGGAUCCCGCUCUGCGUCCCUUCGUCUGCAGUGAUUGCGGCCGCUCUUAUCGGACACUGUGCAAUCUCCAGAGCCACAUGUCCUACACCCACACAAAGACCAAAGCCUUCAAGUGCCGCCACUGCGAUGUCAUCUUCUCCUCCUACUUCCGCAGACGUCUGCACGAGACAACGUGCAGACUGCAGCAGCAAACGCCAGCCUUCGCCUGUCCCAUCUGCCAGCACGGCUUCCAUCAUCCCUCCAAGAGAGAUGAUCACGUGCGCACUCGCCACACGUACGAGAGGCCCUUCCAAUGCUCCGACUGCGAGAAGAGCUUCUUCACAAAGAGCGUCCUUCGUCGUCACGUGAGGAUCCACGCCAAGGAGCACAGAGUCUCCUGUUCCAUAUGCAGCUGUAGACUUCGUUCCUGGCGCUCUCUUGCCGCCCACAUGACGAAGAAUCACUCUGAUCAGGGAAUUCCCCCACCUAGGCUCCAAUUGUGUCAGGAAGCAAUCUCAGAACCAAGUUCGGGCAGAACUCUCGACAGUGGAGAAGAUAAAAUAAAUCAUUUAUCCUAA
Phlebotomus argentipes is the source of this 2256-nucleotide messenger RNA. Its product is annotated as zinc finger protein 84-like. NCBI's taxonomy places the organism in Eukaryota, Metazoa, Arthropoda, Insecta, Diptera, Psychodidae. Gene Ontology annotation, molecular function: DNA-binding transcription factor activity; zinc ion binding; RNA polymerase II cis-regulatory region sequence-specific DNA binding. Gene Ontology annotation, cellular component: nucleus. The coding region runs from base 964 to 2256 and encodes 430 amino acids. The transcript has 2 exons. Gene Ontology annotation, biological process: regulation of transcription by RNA polymerase II. The record is from RefSeq and is a predicted model, not a curated record.